AUGGAAGUGGCCGCUAUCGAGGGAUUGCCGCCCUCGUGCUACUAUAUUCCCAACUUCAUCACUCCUACCGAAGAAGAGCAAAUCAUUGCGGACAUUCGGAAACUACCUCAAUCGAGAUGGACCUUCUUGACCCAUCGAAGACUGCUGUCUCUGCCCUCGAGCCUAAGCGGGUCUUCUCGCGACACUUUGCUGGACGCACCGUUGCCAGGCUACCUCAGGUCCACAGUCUCCCGGCUGAAGGACCACAAAUUCUUCGAACAUUCCACACAUCAGGCACCAAACCACGUCUUGAUUAACGAAUACAAGCCCGGCGAAGGCAUCAUGUCUCAUGAGGAUGGUCCAGCGUAUAAUCCUAUAACUGCCACCAUAAGUCUGGGCAGCCAUACCGUGCUUGAGGUCCACAAGAAGAAUGAACAAGGCGAACGAGAAGCAAAGCCUACCUGGCGUAUUCUACAGGAGCCUCGAAGCCUGCUCGUUACAACUGGUGAGAUGUACGUGCAGACACUCCACGGUAUUUCCGAGGUAGAGACAGACGAAGACUUAGAUGAAGACCAUAUCGUGAAUUGGCAUCGUUUGGGAGAUAUGAAACAGUACGAGUCCGGCAGAGCCACGAGACAAACACGAAUCAGUCUCACUCUCCGGGACGUUAUCAAAGUCGCCAAACUGGGAGGAGCCAUGAAACUCAUCAACAGAAGACCAUGA
This is a messenger RNA of Exophiala dermatitidis NIH/UT8656, 702 nucleotides long. RefSeq names its product alkylated DNA repair protein alkB 6. The transcript has a single exon. NCBI's taxonomy places the organism in Eukaryota, Fungi, Ascomycota, Eurotiomycetes, Chaetothyriales, Herpotrichiellaceae. Bases 1 to 702 code for a protein of 233 amino acids. The record is from RefSeq and is a predicted model, not a curated record.